CGCAACGGCGAACAUCCAUAAAACUGAAGGUACUGACUUCUCAUUAUCAGUUUAUGUCUAUUGACUCAAAGUGGAAAUCAGAGUCAUUAUCGACUGCUAGUUUGCCCGUAGUUGAAUGUAAAUCAGAACAAUACGUUCAUUUGUGGAAGUCGGAAAAAUAUUGUGAACGUGAAUAUGGUAGAAAUCUCUUCGGCUGGUGCUGAAGAUUAUGCCAAUAAAGGAAAGGAUAAGAAUCGGGAGAAAAUUGGAAAUAGAAUACGUGAACCUGGGGAUGUUGCAGACGAUGAUGAUGAGAAGCUGACACUUGAGGAUCUGGCGCCUGAUGGGGGAUGGGGGUGGAUGGUGGCACUAGCGAUGAUACUCGUUCUUGUGACGAUUUUCGGCUCUACACCAUGCUUCGCUAUUAUGUUUGGAGAAUUUUUCGAGUCAACAGGCCAAGGUGGCUCGGUUAUGACAUUUCUCAAUUCUGUCUUCAUGAUCAGUUACUCACUCUCAGGGCUCCUGACGAAUGUUCUACUGAAAAAGUAUCCGAUGAGAAGUAUCGGGGUCGCGGGAGCUGUGGUGUUCUCCAUUCCCAACGUCAUGUUGGCAUUUGUCACUCACGUUUAUGAGAUGGCUCUCAUCUCCUUUGUGCAGGGAGCCGGUGCCGGCUUUGUUUACACCAUCUUGAACGCCAAUUUUUAUGCGUACUUUGUUAAGAAGAGGGCUAUAGUAAUGAGCGCUGCCCAAGUUGUGGUUGGUAUUGGAUCGAUAGUGUAUCCAAUUUGGAUAGGCCACAUGAUGGAGACGUAUGGAUUUCGAGGGACUGCUGCACUCGUCGGUGCGAUGAGUCUCAAUAGCAUUCUCGGGAUGAUGCUGAUGCACCCAGUUGAGUGGCACUUGCGAAAUCCUGAGGAGGUGCGUGAGGAGAGGCGACAAUUGCGGGCAGAACAAUUUUCCCAUGAUUCCGGUGUCAGUGAUAAGUUUAACCACGCGCUAGUGAAGGAUCGGAGAUUUACGUUGGGGGAUAUCAAUUUGAGUCUGGAAACUGGUCGGUGGAACAGUCUGGAGAAUCUCAGGUGUAAGGAGUCUGGUCAACAUCAUUCAUCGAUUUUAAUAGAAACCCUCAAGGAACAAGCAGAGAGAACCUAUUCUGCUGGAGAGGGUGGACUUUUCCGUCCAAGAUCGAAAUCGGGUUCCGGUAGACCGAAGCUGCCACUGCAACAGACCUUCUCAGCACCCUCGGCUUCCAGCAUCGGGAGCAUCGCCGGUGCUCUGGCGGAGGUCAAACAGCGCACGGAACAUUUACCGAAGCACAUCAGCGACCACCAUGGUGAGAAGACUGAGCAGAAACUCGAGGAGGAAAAAGAUCUGAUUACAAAGGACAAGAGUCAAAAUAAAACCGAAGGCGAAGAAUUCUCAACUCUGAAAAUGCUGUCAGACCUGCUUGAAUUAUCACUCCUCAAAGACCGAACAUUCAUGAUCAUGAGUUUCGGAAUGAGUUUUGUAUUCGUAAGUGAUUUCACGUUCUCCUCAUUACUACCUCUGGCUAUGUUGGAGGGAGGCUACAAGACUGCUGACACAUCUAUGACGAUCACCGUAGGGGCCACUGCUGAGCUAGUAUCCAGGAUAAUACUGGUGGUGUUCACUCUAUUCGUGAAGGCUCGAGCUAAGACGAUAUUCUUCUUCGCGACUAUUGCAAUGGCUGGUGUCAAAGUUGCAUAUUUUCACCUGGAAAAUACAUUAACCGGCAUAAUGGUUUCAACGGUGCUGAUAGGCACUGUUAGAUCAUGGCUGUAUGUUCCGCAACCCUUGGUAAUCGUCGAGAAUCAUCCGGUGGAAAAAUAUGCUGCAUGCUAUGGCAUAUUCUCAUUAAUCAGUGGAUUCAUCAUGAUUUCUGGUGGCCCUCUGUUCGGUUUUAUUAAGGACGUGACGGGUAGCUUCAAAGUCUGUCAACUAUUCUUAAUUGCCACAAAUUGCUUCCUUAUUGUGCCCUGGGGGAUGGAACUGAUGAGGAAGUCCUGGAAGAGAGAUUCUGCAACGAAAAAAUGAACAAAUGGGUCCCAGCACUCCUGACUUACAGAAAUAAGUGUAUUUAUUGAAUAAAAUCCUAUGCCAAAGUUGAA
Diachasma alloeum is the source of this 2105-nucleotide messenger RNA. RefSeq lists its product as uncharacterized. Gene Ontology annotation, molecular function: monocarboxylic acid transmembrane transporter activity. The transcript has 9 exons. The record is from RefSeq and is a predicted model, not a curated record. Lineage: Eukaryota; Metazoa; Arthropoda; Insecta; Hymenoptera; Braconidae. Bases 175 to 2031 code for a protein of 618 amino acids. Gene Ontology annotation, biological process: transmembrane transport; monocarboxylic acid transport.